This is a messenger RNA of Colletotrichum higginsianum IMI 349063, 1134 nucleotides long. Its product is annotated as shikimate/quinate 5-dehydrogenase. Gene Ontology annotation, cellular component: cytoplasm. The record is from RefSeq and is a predicted model, not a curated record. NCBI's taxonomy places the organism in Eukaryota, Fungi, Ascomycota, Sordariomycetes, Glomerellales, Glomerellaceae. The transcript has a single exon. Bases 1 to 1134 code for a protein of 377 amino acids.
AUGGCUUUCACCGUCUUGUCGGACGCAAACGUGAAGCAGCUCUUCCAGGGCUUCGGCCCGGACGACGUCGCGCUCAUGUCCGACGUCCUCACCGACGCGUUCCUGUCGUACUCGGUCGGCCAGGAGGCGCAGUAUCAGCCCCACCGCGCCGCCGUCGUCCGCCCCAACGGCCAGACCGGCCUCUUCAUGCCCGCCACCAUGGAGGACGGCAUGUCCGUCAAGAUCGUCGGCCUCCCGCCCCCGUCUUCCGCGUCCACCGAUCUCCGCUGCGUCCUCACCGUCUGCGACGGCACCGGCAGGGCCGUCGGCAUCAUCAACGCCGAGGAGCUCACGGCUUUCCGCACCUCGCUCGGCUCCAUCCUGCUGUACCGCUACCGGAAGCGGACCGAGAAUGUCGUCGUCUUCGGCGCGGGGAAGCAGGCCCUGUGGCACCUCAGGCUUGCCCUCGUCCUCCGCGGGGGCGACAUCCGUAGCAUCACCGUCGUCAACCGCUCGCGGGCGCGCGCGUCCAAGCUCAUCGAGCGGCUCGGGGCCAUGGGCAAGGCCAGCGGGGUGGGGGCCACCGACACCGUCUCGUUCACCAUCAUCGAGGCGACCCCCGACAGCGCGCCGGGCGACGACCGCCUCCGCUCCGCCGUCGAGGGGAGCGACGUCAUCUUCUGCACGACGCCGUCCACGCAACGCCUGUUCCCCGCCGAGUGGCUGACCUCCGAGCGCGCUUCCGCCAAGACCCGGUACAUCUCGGCCAUCGGGUCGUACAAGCUCAACAUGAAGGAGCUCGACCCGGACUUCCUCCGCGCCGUCGUCGACACGCCCCUCGGAUCCUUCACCUCGGCCCGCGGGGGCAGCAAGGACGGCGUCGUCUUCGUGGACAGCCGCGAGGCCUGCUUCCUGGAGGCUGGGGAGCUGGUGGACGCCGAGAUCCCCGCCGGGAAGAUCACAGAGGUCGGGGAGUUUACCCACAGCCUCCGCGAGGCGGAUGAAACGGAGGCGGAGUUGCUGCGCGACUGGCUGGGGAACGGGUUGAUUGUCUACAAGAGCGUUGGGAUUGGCAUCAUGGACCUCUCCUUGGGCAAGGUUAUUUUGGAGCUGGCGGGAAAGCACAAGAUUGGCACAACACUCUCGGACUUCUGA